GCACCCGCCAUAGCGUCGACCGCAAAGGCCUAUCCCGCGCGUAAUGCCCAGCAGCUGCUACGCCUCCGCAGCUCGCCUACGGCAGUAAUACUACGCAGCAACAUCUACCGCGCACCCGCGCGCGCACCUACUCCCGCAAUCAAGCGGACUUAAAACCAUGCCCUGGCGGCCGCUCCCUAGAAUCGCCUUCGGAGUAUGCACAUACCCCUUCGCCGCCUCUUCGCCCGCCGACUUGCCCCUCGAGAUUGGCGAUGAGCUGUAUAUCAUUGAGCAGGGCGGUCGAGAUGGCGAGUGGUACAGAGGCUACCUCGUGGCGCCGCCGAGCUUGCUCGCUGGCCUCACCAGCGUGAAGGGCCAGACAUUGGAGGCGAGGGUCUUCUCCGGCAUCUUUCCCCGGGUGUGCGUCGAAGUCCGGGAGGUGUUGGGCGAUGAGAGAACGAAAGGCGCUAGCCCCGCGAACACUGGCGCUGCGAAAGAGCGCAACAGGGCGAAGGGCGAGCUGCCCGUGAAUGGGGAGGCGCGCGAGGUCAAUGGAAUGCCGACGCCAAACGGGAGCUCAAGUCCGGGCUCGUCGCCGACGAGCGCGGUCUCGAGCAAGGGCAACGCUGAGGCCGACGGCGCACACUUGUCUGUGGGCAAGGCCAUGAAGUCUGCCACGGUGAUUUCGUCGUCUAGGCAGACGGUCAAGUCGGACAGCUCACAGCUGAUUCUACCGCUUUCGCCCCUGUCGCUAAGUUCACGCGACCCGGGCUCUCCUCGUCCUCCCGCGCCGGUUCCGAUGCUGAAGAUUGGCGACGAGACGCCAACGUCUGCGCAAGAACCACUUGUGGACGAGAUCGCGUCGUGCCUGCGCGAGUGGCAUUCAACGAAACUUCAUGAACUGCUGUUGUCGAGACACUACGGCAAGCUGGACAAGAUGUCCACGAUUGUGCAGAGACUGGACACGGACAGGAGACAGCUGUUGCACAAGGUGCUCACCGAUCAAGAGCUGAAGAGUCUGCGGGAAUCGGCCGUGUGGGACCUGGUCAACGGCAACAAGAUGCUAUCGGGCGAGGUUAUCGUGCGCAACCCGCAGCAGCGUGGUCGAAUCUUGACCGGCGACGAUUCUGCGAUCGAGAUCACGAGGCUGCAGUCGAUGAUGAGCCUGCUCAACGAGAAACCCAUCGUCCCAACAGACGAGCACAUUGCGCGCCAUCUGUACGUCGGCUUGCCAGACUCACUUGGAGAGCUGACCGCGCCGAGGACUAUUGCAAUACACCUGUGCAACAAGAUGCCUGGUCAGCCAUUGCUGCCUGUUUCGGAGGUGCACGCGAUCAACGUCUCCGCCGCCAGUGGCAUGUCGUCGGACGGCAACAUGAGGACGCUUUUCGUAGACCUUGGGGCUGCAGAUAUGGGAGAGGGCGCCGGGGCCGGUUCGACGCUGUGGUUGGCUUUCAAGAUAAUCGUCAACGAGCCGCUGCGUAGCCCCCAGGUUGCCUCCGCUUCUCGAACAAGCACGUCGAGCGGCCGACCAGAGUUGGCCCACAGUGGAAGCGUCCGUGGAAGAAGAAGCGUUAUGUUCGGCAGCACACGCUCGCGCAAGGAUACCGAGGGGUCGGAUAUCUCUCCUCAAGACAGCAUGUCUGAUGGUCGUAAGAGCGUAGGCAACGAGGGCAGACCUCCCACGCGGGAAAGCAAAACGGUGAAAAGGACGGUCGCGGCUGGCUUGAUACGAGUCGAUCACAUUCUCAAGCAAGAUUUGGAAAUUGAGCAGGAAGUUGCACUGUGGACUCCUGCCAUCGGGCCUGUAGAAGAGCAAGGUAGCGCGGAGGGCAAUUGGGAGGCACUUUUAUCCGAGCUGCUGCCCAGCCAGAGCGGUGACUACAAGAAGUACUCAUUCCCGAAGCCCAUGAAGGUCGUCAUCAAGGCUUUCGCAGACAACGAUGCGGAUGCGCUGAUCAGAAGAACGCCGACCUGGCUGCAGAACAUAAGCCAGACGCGGAAGAUGGGCUUCUCGGGCGCGCCGAACAAACCACGAAGCGACAUCUAUCUUACCUUGACGGACGCAUUUCUACCCCGUCACGCGUUCCUGUCACACCCAAAGACAGGCACAGUUCCGCUCGGCGCGCAGCAAGGUCUCGCCAAUCUACAGCUUACCCUUGAAGUGAGGAGAUCUACGGGCCAGCGUAUAGAAAAUUGCAUCUUUCCCUCAUGCAACAGCCAGGGCCAUACAGCGUGGAGGACCACGGCGGUCGAACGAGGAGAACCGUGGAACCUCACGAUACGACUCGCCAUUGCACCGGAAGACGUGCCUGGAUCCCACGUUGUAAUGAGCAUCGCCGACCUCCCCGGAUUUCCUUUUGCUCUGUGCUGGAUGCCGCUCUGGGACGACAAUGCUUUCAUUCGGGACAACGAACACGUGUUGGCACUCUAUCAGUACGACGAAUACACCUCGAGCAUCAUUUCAGGACGGGGUGCCUAUCUUGCCUUGCCGUGGGAGGCGGAAAAGGGGGCUCGCUCUGAGGGUCCACUGGCUGCGCUGAAUCUAAGAACAUAUCUGUGCAGCACCAAGUACUCCCAAGACCCCAACCUGCUCGGGUUGUUGAAGUGGCAGUCGCAGCCAGCAGGCGAGGUGCCCAGCUUACUGAGCAGGUUUGCCUUCGUACCCGAGAUUGAGAUCGUGAAGCUGCUCAACGAAGUAUUUGAUGCGCUGUUCGAAAUUCUCGUCGAUGCAGCCGGAAGUGAAGAGUAUGAAACCUUGGUGUUCAAAAACCUCGUCUUCGUCCUCGGAAUCGUCCACGACAGGCGCUUCAAACUCGCGCCGCUGGUCGAUCAGUAUGCCGAGAAACGGUUUAGGUUCCCGGCGGCAACCCCAUGCCUGAUCCGAAGCUUCAAACGACUUCUCGCCAACCCGACAGACACUGAGACGUCCCGUGAGCUUCGUGCGACGUUCAAAGUAGGUGCGCACAUCUUCCGUUUCAUUGCUGUGGGACGCGCCGAGCAGAUUCGCAAGAAGGCGCAGACUGUGGGUUUGAAAUCCAACACGGCUUUCUUGAGCGAUAUGAAAGGCAUAUUCCGGGGUCUGCACGACCUCAUGCGAAACCCGGCUCCUAUUCUCGUCGGUACAAAGACGCUGGUUGUGCAGCACUUCCACUCCUGGCUCCCGGAGCUCGUCGGCAUGAUGAUGCCGGAGGAGGUUUUGAGCACUGCGAUUGACUUUGUGGAUUCUUGUUCGAACGCGCAAGGAAAGCUCAUUCUGUACAGACUAGUCCUCAUCAAGAAUAUUUCGCAGCUAGACAUCUUCAAGCUGCCGGAGGUGAAGAAGCAGCUUAGGGUCACGACAAUACGAUGGCUGGCGCCGUACUGGGGCAAGACGGAGAUGAUCACGGAUCAGUGGCGUGAACAGGUCAGACUCUGCUGCUCCGUGGUUGCCUCGCAGGUGGCGGAGUUUGGCGAAGAGGCCUGUGAGCACAUCCCAAAGCUGGUGGAUUCGUACCGAGCUCUGCAAAGCGCACCAAGAACGCCGCGGAAGGCACUGUCUCUCCUCUUUCCAGGGGCGUAUCCAUUUCAGACGAAGCCGUUGGCGAAAGAACGUUCAGACUUUGACGAAGCCAUGGUGGAGAUUGCUGCAGUCCUAGCGUCCAUCACCAGCCUGCCUAUUUCACUUGCCUUCGACUUUCCACGGGAAGAGCUUGCGGAGUUCCUCUUCAGCGCGCUGCAGGUAUACAUUUCGAUCUUGGAUGGCGAGGCGUACCCACCUUCUUGGCUCAGCGUCCACAUCUACCAUCACCGCUCGACGAUGCGCAGCCUCGAGAAGCUCUCAAGCAUUCUCAUCGACACAUUUUUGCCGCAUCCUGACGAGGCAGACCAAUUCAACACGGAACUGUGGCGAGCGUUCUUCGAUGCUUUGAUCAAGUUGAUUGGGAGUGACGCUCUGGCGCUCGAGACGUUCCCGGAACAAAAGCGAAGGGCUGUCUGGAAAAUUGCCGGUGACGUGCGAGAGCUUGGUGCCGAUCUACUGCGUCGGACAUGGGAGGCGAUCGGAUGGGAAACGAGCCCUGAGGACAAGACGCAAUACGGCCUUGAGAAGCUUGGUGGUUAUCAAGUGCAGUAUGUGCCCGGCCUGGUUGGACCGAUUGUAGAACUCUGCCUCAGCGUGCAUGAGGGCCUACGACGCGUGGCGAUCCAAGUCAUGCAGACGAUGAUCAUCUCCGAAUGGACACUCAGUCAAGACCUCUCACUCAUCCAAGCGGAAAUCAUUGACUGUCUGGAUCAGCUGUUCAUGCGGAAGACGCAAGCGGAGACUCUGCUUCAGAAGAUGUUCAUCGGUGAGCUUAUCGAACGCUUUGAUCCCAUAUCAGAAGGUCCCGAAGACGCUCUCUUCAUUGCUGUGAAGAAUCUUGUGGCAACGGUGGACGAGCUGCUUGAUCUGCUGGCGGCGGUGCAUAGUAGCGAAGGCAACGGCGAGAUUUUCCGCAUCAUGGACACGUUGAAUCUCAUGGACUUCUUGAAGGAUAUGCAAAAGGAGGACAUCUUCAUUCGCUAUGUACACCAACUCGCAGACCUCCAGGCCAGCUCGAAGAAUUACACGGAGGCGGGGCUGGCGCUGCGACUGCAUGCUGAUCUGUACGACUGGGAUCCAUCCAACACGGUGGAAGAACUACGCGACCCGUUCUUCCCUGCACAGACAGCGUUCGACAGGAAAGAGCAACUCUACUUCCAGAUGAUCAAGUACUAUGAAGAUGGGCAGUCGUGGGACAACGCGCUCGGCAGCUACAUGGAGCUAGCGGACCAGUAUGAGCACAACGUGUUCGACUUUGGCAAGCUGGCCCGGACCCAGCGAGCGAUGGCAACCAUCUACGAGUCUAUCGGCAAAGGUCAGCGCGAAAACCCGCGGUACUUCCGAUGCAUCUAUAAAGGCUUCGGUUUCCCGCCCAGUCUGCGAGAUAAGGAGUUCAUUUUCCAAGGCCUCGCCACCGAUCAUAUGUCCACGUUCGUCGACAGGCUGCAAGAGCAACACCCAUCUGCUCAGGUAUCGACCGCGGGCUCUAUUGGCGAAGACCUGGAAGGACAGUACAUCUACGUGUACAACGUGAGUGCACAGCGAGACUUGACGCAUCCGAUUUUCCAGAGGGCCAAGGUGUCUCAGUCCGUGAGGGACUACUAUCUGCUCUCGCGGCCAAACACGUUCACGCAUACCACAAGAAGGAAGAUCAGCGAUGUCGGGGUGAAAAACCAAAGCCUGGAGAAGGCCGUGUUUACCACGGCUGAAGCAUUCCCAACCAUUCUCAGGCGCAGCGAGAUCAUCUCCCAGACAACGGUCACGCUCGGACCACUUCAAAUAGCAAUCGAAAGGACAACGCGCAAGGCUGCUGAGCUGUUGGCUUUGGAGAAGAAGGUCCAAGACGGCGAAGACACGGCGUUAUCCAGCCUGACGGACGCGCUGAUGUUGGCUGUGGAUCCUGACUCUGUGUCCAGUGUUUCGCACUAUCGCCAGCUGAUAGUGUCGGAAGACGAGGGAAAAGCGAGCUCUGACCUGGAAGAUGAGGACGAGGUGGAGGAGGCAGCGAAGCCUUUGGACCCAAUGGAGAAUGCCCUCAGGAUUGCACUUCUGGACUACGCGAUGGCGGUGAAGCGAUGUCUGACGCACUACUCAAGGCCGGCGCACCAAGCCACUCGCGCAGACCUGCAGCAACGCUUUGAAAUCACAUUUGGUGCCGAGCUAAAAAUUUUGGCAUCGUCGACAGCGUUGGGUUUCGAGCGACCCAACACGUCGGCCACGUGGGAUUCUAACAAUCCGAAUGGCGGCGACGCUACCACCUCUGUUUUGAUCCAAGCCAAAUCUCCAAGCCCGAUUGACCGCAUAUCACCGAAGGCUUCAAAGCAGGAGAAGAAAAGGUUUUCGUUUCUAAAGCGGACGAGCAUGCAAGAGGCUGUGCAGAACGCGGCUGGAAAUGGAAUGACGAAGACGAACGGCCGACCGAGUGUGGACGUUGGCGGCCACAGCUCUCAGACAAGCCAAGCAAAUGGCAGCACGCCUGCCAACGACAGAUCCGGAGCGAUGAGUCCGUCAAGCCAGAGCGAGGACAAACUUCAAAAAUAUUUCGGGAUACCAGAGUCGCAGUACCAAGCGGGACCAACUGAUCUGAAGCGUGAAAAGCACGCUCGAGGUGCGUCCAACCACGUCCAGUCGCAGACCCCCGUAAGCUACGCAACCACAAGUCCGGUUCAGCAACCAAACGUAGCGAUCUCCGAUUACGAGAGGCCGAGCACGAGACAGAGCAACCAGAGCACGCAGGGCACGGGCGCAAGUCCCGGAGCACCCAGUCUGGGCAGCCGCGUAGGCAGCGUUAAGAAGAGGCUCAGCAUGUUGGGCAUUGGCAAGAAGGCGAGCAAGACGAGCGUGAGAAGCCGAGGGCAGCCAGAGAGCUUGAUUGAGGAGUAAACUUUCAUUCAACAACGCAACAUGAAGCGAACCAUCGGGACGACCUAAGCUAAAGUUCCAUGGACGAUGCAGGGAGGGCGAGAGCUUCCGUUAGGGUGUUGUUGUUCACGUCACGUUCAAGACUUUCAGAAUUCUUCCCUACCGUGCCGACUUUUGAAGAGAGGGGAACAAAAAAGAAGCCGUUUCGGGGCUUUUUGAGGAAUUUGUCUUUUCUUUUUUGCGCACUGUUUUCUUUUUGUUCCAAACCUUCUUCGUCCGUAUACCCCAGCGAGCUGGGCGGAGAAGGACCGGUGGAUGAGCACGGAAUCAAUAGUGUAUGCUGGUUUCUUAGCUUCUUCGAGUUCACUAUGUACGAACGUUCUGAUUUUGUUUUUCUUCUUUGGCAAACUUCUGCACAUGUGCGAUUGUAAAAAAAGAAUGUCUUUACCAAUUCCUACGAAGCGAGAGAUGUAGCCAUUGCUAGAUGAAUGUACAAUCCUAC
This is a messenger RNA of Verruconis gallopava, 6905 nucleotides long. RefSeq lists its product as uncharacterized. Bases 158 to 6424 code for a protein of 2088 amino acids. Gene Ontology annotation, cellular component: plasma membrane; cytoplasm. The record is from RefSeq and is a predicted model, not a curated record. Gene Ontology annotation, molecular function: guanyl-nucleotide exchange factor activity; small GTPase binding. Gene Ontology annotation, biological process: small GTPase-mediated signal transduction. The transcript is spliced from 2 exons. NCBI's taxonomy places the organism in Eukaryota, Fungi, Ascomycota, Dothideomycetes, Venturiales, Sympoventuriaceae.